Messenger RNA from Penicillium cosmopolitanum, 3234 nucleotides. It is a transcript of the gene pkcA, whose product is annotated as protein kinase c. Lineage: Eukaryota; Fungi; Ascomycota; Eurotiomycetes; Eurotiales; Aspergillaceae. The record is from RefSeq and is a predicted model, not a curated record. Gene Ontology annotation, biological process: signal transduction; protein phosphorylation. The transcript has 11 exons. Gene Ontology annotation, molecular function: ATP binding; protein serine/threonine kinase activity. The coding region runs from base 1 to 3234 and encodes 1077 amino acids.
AUGGAUGGCGACGAGCUUAUUGCCUCGGUCUAUCGCAAGAUAGAGCGAGAGAAGGCCCUCAUCGCCGCCGCCAGUAACAUGCGGCAGUCGACCGACAACCCCCUCGUGCAACAGAGAGUCGACGUCAAUAUCCGUGAUGGCCGUAAGAAUAUCGCCUACCUGGAGGAGAAGAUGCGAGAGCUUCAGAUUCGCCGGAUCGAGCAAGAAGGUGGUGGUUCUCCAGGUCAGCGAGGCGGGCCCGCGCCCCCGCCAAAGGACGGAUACUUUGAAGAUGAAGCUGGUUAUCCUCAAGGUGGCUCCGGUUCGAUGCCAUCGGGUGCCCCCUUUCCCGACCCUCGCCCAUAUGCCCCCAUCCCCAAGGCGCGCCCUAAUUACACCAAGCUAGAUCUCAUCAAGUAUGACACCGCUUAUCUCGGACCGAAGAUUCAGCUCAUGCUGUCCCAGCUUGAGUUCAAGCUGAGUGUGGAGAAGCAAUACAAGGCGGGUAUCGAAAAGAUGAGUAACCAGAAGAUCCAGCUGUUAAAGCAGGCCUUGAAGCGAUACGAGGAUCUCCACGUCGAUAUCGAGUCGAACGAUGCCGCCGAUGACGAAAGUCUUAGCAGCCCCAACAUGCGCAAGCCAUUGACCGGUCUUCUUACGAUGCGGAUUCAUGCCGUCAAUGAUGUGGAUCACGCCGCGAGCUCCAGGUUCUCACGUGGCCCAGAAACCUAUAUCGUUGUCAAGGUGGAAGAUACAAUCAAGGCUAGGACGAAACCCAGCCGGACCGACAAAUGGGUGGAUGAGGCCUUCUCGAUCGAUAUUGACAAGGCGAAUGAAAUUGAGCUUACUGUUUACGAUAAGUCCGGGGAUCGCCCCACGCCCAUUGGUAUGUUAUGGGUGCGCAUCUCGGACAUUGCAGAGGAGAUGCGUCGCAAGAAGAUUGAGUCCGAGCUCAAUAACUCCGGGUGGGUUUCUGCGGAUAGAAUGGCCGGUGAUUCCAGUACACCUCGAUCCGAUCAUCCAGGCUCACCCAUGGGCUCUUCCCAUGGCAAUGGCCCGGGCAGCUUUGGCAACAUGGCUAUUCCCCAGGGCGCGAUGCCGGAGAACCCGAAUGCGCCUCCAACAGUGAUGAUUGACUCAUGGUUUGCUUUGGAACCGUUUGGUCGGAUCCAUCUCUCGAUGAGUUUCGCCAAACAAUUGAAGGACCGCCGUCCUUUCGAUAUUGGUCUCAACCGUCAAGGUGCCGUUCGUCAAAAGAAGGAGGAGGUUCACGAGAAGCAGGGCCACAAGUUCGUCACCCAACAAUUCUACAACAUCAUGCGCUGUGCGCUGUGUGGAGAAUUUCUCAAGUAUGCUGCGGGUAUGCAAUGUGCCGACUGCAAGUACACAUGUCACAAAAAGUGCUACUCGAAGGUUGUCACCAAGUGUAUCAGCAAGGCCAACUACGAAACCGACCCCGACGAAGAGAAGAUCAACCACCGCAUUCCUCAUCGCUUCGAAGGGUUUUCCAACCUUUCCGCCAAUUGGUGUUGCCAUUGUGGUUAUCUUCUUCCAUUUGGACGCAAAAAUGCUAAACGCUGCAGUGAAUGUGGUCUUACUUCCCACGCUCAUUGUACGCAUUUGGUCCCUGACUUCUGCGGCAUGUCUAUGGAGGCGGCGAACCAAAUCCUGGAAACUCUUAUUCGUGCCAAGAAUCACAACAAGUCUACUUCUGUCAGUUCCGGUCUCAGCGGUCGUACCCUCCGACCAAGCGGUCCACCGCACCCCCCUCAAGACAACAUCGCCCUUUCUUAUCCCCAAAAGCCUGGCGAGGGUCCCUACGGGGCAAUGCCCAGAAAAGCUUCGGCUGAAGCGUCACCAACAGCUGUUGCACAGAAUGCUCAGCGCCAACCCCUGCCACCGAAGUCGCCUACCUCUGGGUCCGCUGCCCAGGCUGCUGCCGCCGCCGCGGCAAGUCUGCGUAGCCCUCAGCAGACGCCUACUGAAAUGACCCGACCUCCAGUGCAGCCUCCUCCUCCUCAGCAACAACAACAACAACCUCCUCCCCAUGCUCACUAUGAUCCAUCUGUCUAUGCCACUUUCCAACACCCACCACAGGCUCAGGCGGUUUCGAAGCCUGCCCCUGUUUCAUCGCCUUAUGGAAUGCCCCCGCCACCGCAACAACAGAUGCAGCCCCCUAUGCAGGCCAUGCAGCCUGCAUCGCAACCUUUGCCCUCGACUGCAGCGGAUGAUAUUGCCCCUCCUCAGUCAAAGUCUCGCAUUGGGCUGGAUCACUUCAAUUUCCUUGCUGUUCUUGGAAAGGGUAACUUCGGUAAGGUCAUGUUGGCUGAGACGAAGAGCUCGCGGAAGCUGUAUGCCAUUAAGGUUCUGAAGAAGGAAUUCAUCAUUGAGAACGAUGAGGUUGAGAGCACCAAGUCUGAAAAGCGUGUUUUCUUGAUUGCCAACAAGGAACGUCACCCAUUCCUGUUGAACUUGCACGCCUGUUUCCAGACCGAGACCCGAGUCUAUUUCGUGAUGGAGUAUAUCAGUGGUGGUGAUCUUAUGCUGCACAUUCAGCGCGGUCAAUUUGGAUUGAAGAGGGCACAGUUCUACGCCGCGGAAGUCUGCUUGGCUCUCAAGUACUUCCACGAGAACGGAGUCAUUUACCGUGAUCUGAAGCUUGACAACAUCUUGUUGACCUUGGAUGGUCAUAUCAAGAUUGGUGAUUACGGUCUUUGCAAGGAGAACAUGUGGUACGGCUGCACCACUAGCACCUUCUGUGGUACACCCGAAUUCAUGGGACCUGAAAUUUUGUUGGACAAGAAGUACGGAAGGGCAGUUGACUGGUGGGCGUUUGGUGUCCUCAUUUACCAGAUGCUUCUGCAACAGUCUCCGUUCCGUGGUGAGGAUGAGGAUGAAAUUUACGAUGCUAUUCUUGCAGACGAGCCCCUCUACCCCAUCCACAUGCCCCGCGACUCCGUUUCUAUUUUGCAGAAGCUCUUGACUCGUGAGCCUGAGCUACGACUUGGCUCUGGACCUACCGAUGCCCAGGAAGUUAUGUCUCACGCUUUCUUCCGCAACAUCAACUGGGAUGACAUCUACCACAAGCGCGUUCCUCCACCCUUCAUCCCCACCAUUAGCAGCCCUACGGACACCAGUAACUUCGACCAGGAGUUCACCAGUGUGACUCCAGUCCUGACCCCUGUUCAAUCUGUGCUCUCCCAAGCUAUGCAGGAAGAGUUCCGGGGCUUCUCUUACACCGCCGACUUUGCCUAA